AUGUCCCCGCCAAGCGGUGGCCACCAGCCGUUGGCCUUGACGAGGCACAAAAAGACUUUCACUGGAUGUUGGACUUGCAGAGCCCGGCGAAUCCGUUGUGACGAGGGAAAACCUGGUUGCCGCCAGUGUCGCCGGAAAGGUGUCCUCUGUGAAGGCUACGACGUCAGGCUGCAAUGGGUCCGUAAUAAUAGGAGUGGGGAUGACUUUCCGUCACUGUUUGCUCCUCGGAGCGGCAUUGCUCCAGAUUCCAACCGCGUGAUUUUCAAGGCCGGUGCUGUAGAUCAAAUCCUAGCCAUUCUUGACUCGCAUGAAGCUGGAACCGCAAAGGAUAGCGCCGCUAAUGGCAAACACGAGGACUUCUCUCGUUUCCUCGACUGCUUUGGCGUUUUCAGAUCGGCCCGUACUCCUACUCCCAUCCCUCCGCCUCCUGCUGUUACUGGCGAUGGCGGAAGCAGUGGUAAUGUCACCGAUGACAAUAAUUAUCGUGGUGAGGCUGGUGGUGGAGGAAAAUUACCACCAAACAGUAACCUAGGUCGCUCUCGAUGUAACACCAACGGACGGCAGAGCAGUGCUCAAAGUUGCAUUGAUGUGGCCGGUGGCUAUAGUCUCUCUCCUGAGUCAGCCACGAGUAGUGGCUUGCAUUCUAACGGCGGCCCUUUACAAGAAGGAAACGAGUCUUCGUCGCCAUGCUAUAGUAGGCUGGACACCUUGCAGAACCCGAUCUCGACUUUGGAGACGACACCCCAAGAGGAGGAGGUGUCUUUUGCAGAAUUGCUCCAGACAGCAAGGAUCAUACCUGCCCUCGAUAUCGGACCAGAUAAAAAUCAUCAUCCUUUGGAGCCAUCAUCUGAAGACGUCGAUGCUCUUACUGCGACAGGCCAGCUUAUCCUGCAUGGUGGCGCGCAAGAUGAUGAGCAUUUCUUAUUUGGGGAUAUUGACUGCAACGAGAUGGGCAUUGGACCCUCGUUUGUCGCCCCAUCGCUGGGAGAAGGCUCACCCCUCUGCCGUUCUGUUUCCUCUCAUCUCAAAAGCGACGAAAACUUCCUCUUGGACCACUACUCGAAGAGAGUCCUGUACUUAUUCUGUGUAAUCGAUCAUGGCAAGAGUCCAUGGAAGUCAAUCCAUCUCCCAAGAGCUCUGCAAGCCAGGGGCGAGUGCACCGUCCAUGGCUCAACCUCGAUGAUACGCGAGGCACUUGUCAAUACGCUACUUGCUAUCAGUGCCUUCUUCCUAUCAAACGACUGCCAAUCCAUGUUCCAACUAGACGAUGCCUUGGGCUGGUGGAGUGCUGCAGAUGCGUACCGCUGUAGGGCGAUUAAUUUACUACGAAAUGCUGUCGAGUGUGACCUUCAUUCCAGAGCUCCGCCGAAAUACAAGGAAUUUCUUGCCACAGCACUGUCCAUGGUAACCAUGAACGCAAUAUCAGGGGAUACCGAAACAUGCAAAACGCAUUUAGACGGCGCCUACCACCUGAUGCAGCAGGCCAAGCAGUGGAAACAUCGGUAUUCGCCCAAGGCGGCUUCCCUCCACCGUAUAUACUUUUUCCUGCGAGUGAUUUACGAGAGCACGGCUCCCUCGUCAGAUCGUAAGUCUCGCCAGUCAGGUUACCAAAGUAGAGCACGAGGAGGAGGCGGAGAGAAACCGAUAGACAUUUUUUGCCGCGAAUUCUUGAGGCCCCAGAGGCUGCAGGGCAGCGAGCCGAUGCGAAAUGACCUCGACGGGCAGAAAGCUUGCUUCGAGAGGGUCUAUGGCAUCCCCGACAACCUGCUCCUCUUGCUUGCAGAUGUUAUAGAUCUCCUAGAUAAGAUUAAUGAACUGAACGAUGGAACAACGGAUGGAGCUGCUUCAAGCAGGGUUUCGGACUUACUUGAGAUGGAAUGCGAGAUAUUGGAAAAGGCCGUAAUGGAUUGGCCAGUCAACGUGGGUCUUGAUCAGCAAGUUGCCGAUACGGCCUCUUUACAAGCCAAAUUUGUCCAUCACCACACCAUUGCCUUUUAUAACGCUCUAAUCAUAUAUUUUGGGCGAAAUGUCCGGCAAGUUGGGCAUCGCUACCUAUCGCCAUACGUUGAAGCAGUGCUCAACAGCAUGGAGGCUAUUGAAGCCCUCAAGGUUGGGAUGCCAGUUGUGGCGGCGCCUACGUUGUGGCCGGCCUUUAUUGCUGCCACCGAGGCCUUUGAACCGGGGUUGCAGGAGCGAUUUCGUCACUGGUACCAACACGCAGAGAUAUAUCGGUUUGAAUCUCUCCGGAUGGGCCUCAAGGUCCUCGAGGAGGUGUGGGAAGAGGGAUCUUUAUUCCGCCAGCAAAAGGCCUGCCGCUGGCGAGAGAUUGUGGAGAGACGAGGCAUAUGUCUGAUAUUGAGUUAA
Messenger RNA from Clonostachys byssicola, 2364 nucleotides. The record is from the annotation of a GenBank genome assembly. NCBI's taxonomy places the organism in Eukaryota, Fungi, Ascomycota, Sordariomycetes, Hypocreales, Bionectriaceae.